Molecule: messenger RNA, 2675 nt
Organism: Tuber aestivum (summer truffle)
Lineage: Eukaryota; Fungi; Ascomycota; Pezizomycetes; Pezizales; Tuberaceae
Source: the annotation of a GenBank genome assembly
AUUUCUUAGUUAUCGUAUCCUGUCUUCCACCCUCUGACCUACCAAUAUCCAUCAUAACUGUUCCUCAACGGCAUAUCAGACAAAUCACAAUCCAGAGCUCGCCACAAACAUCAAGGCAAGAACAAACAACGAAACCGCAAGGACACGCCUACAAUGACCGCUGAUAAUAAACAAACACCUUCUCUUGCUCCCCCGGCCCUAGAGACGGUUGAGCGUAGCCUGACAACUCCUCCUUCAGUUUUGACCGAUGGGACGACUUAUGAUCCAAACGAUCCCCUUAUGGUAUGACGAACCACUCCAUUAAGAAACAGAAACAAUUUCAAUGCUAAGUAUUUGCUACAUAGUGGUCAUGGAAAAAAAAACACCUAGUCCUCGCUUCAGUCUGUUAUAUGACCUUUAUGACAGAUUUUUUGGCUGGAUAUGGAGUUCCAAUGAUCAUACCGCAGGCGAAAGAAUGGAAACUUACACCGGCCGAUUCUACCCGUUCCUUGUCAGGCAAUACCUUUGUAAGUUUCAGUGCCCGGGGAAGCAGCACCCUCGAGUCCAUUCAGUAUUAUAGUAUUAACGGUUUUUUCCUUCAAUCAUAGACUCAAGGCUUUGGAAGUUUGAUGGCUGUACCUUUUGCUGGGCGUUUUGGAACGUAAGUUUUAGUGUCGAUGUACUAGUAUUUCGGCUUCAGCCUCCCUCUUCUCUUGGUCAUGUUAGCAGCUAAUACCCGAACGGCAGUCUACCCGUGAUGUUCUGGAGCACUUUUAUGACGUUCUUCAUGACCAUUGCCUGUGCUCUGUGUCCGGAUGACUGGAUUGGAUUUAUAGCGAUUAGGGUUGUACAGGGGUUUUUCUCAACGGCUGCACAGGUGCUCGGAAUGACCGUUAUUCAGGACAUGUGAGUUUCGUCCCGUCAUACCUCUACAUCUGCCAUUUCUUUGCGAGAAAUGAGAUUGACCAAUCGCACCAAACCGACCAGAUUCUUUUUCGAAGAACAUGUGAGGAAGCUGGGUAUUUGGGGGUGGUCAAUUUUAAUUGGUAAGAAAGAUUUGCUCCCUGUUCCAACACAAUUUUUAUUAGUGCAACCGCCUCUGUCCCGUGAUUCCCGUGAUGGCGCUAAUGUAACCAUCUUCAGGCCCGUACUUCGGCCCGUUCCUAGCUUCAUUCAUCAUAUCCACACAAAGGUGGCGUACAGCCUUCUGGAUUGUCUCUGCCUUCGUUGGGCUCGGCCUGAUCCUCAUCAUAUUUUUGAUGGAUGAGACUUCCUUCGACCGUACCGAUCAUAGGAACAAUCCACCAAGGCCUGAAACAUACUGGAAGCACAAGGUACAAACAUUGUCUGGCGUGUACGGGUAUCGCGCUCAGGGAAAGCCUACCCUUUUGCAGGGAUGCCUUGAAAUUUGGAAAGUUUUUAGUAAACCCCAAUUCUACACUCUUUGUUAGUUCCUCAAGAUUCCGUCUUUAUUUUACUAUACCAUACUAACUCAAUAGUCUUUUAUCAUGGUGUGACAUACAUGUGGUCUGUUGGGAUCAACGGAAGUCUGGUCCUGUUCCUUGUGCCCCCUCCACCUAAAGGUUACGGGUUCAACAGUGUUGGCAUUGGGCUUAUAUAUUUUGCCCCAAUGAUUGGCGUAGUCCUCGGAGAGCUCUGGGGGCAUUUCUUCAAUGAUUUUAUCCAAUCUCGCUCUAUCCGCAAAAACAAAGGCUUGUUCGAGCCUGAAUCACGUCUCUGGGCAAUAUAUUUCUCCACAGCUUUCAAUGCAGUUGGUCUUGGGCUUCUGGGAAUAGGGUUGAAAAACUUGUGGACUUGGGGCAUUAUUGCGCUGUUGUGGGGAGCAUAUAUAUGGUCUUUGAUGAUCAGCACAGUAGCAACAUCCGGUAAGUGGUUUCUGAAGGUUGCGACACGAUUAAGUUCUGAUAGCAUAUAAUUCCAGCAUACGCACUUGAUUGCUUCCCUGGAAAUUCCGCUGCAGCAUCAGCCCUCCUCAACUUUACCCGUGUUCUUCAUGGGUUCCUUGUGCCGUUUUUCCAGAACAAAUGGGCAAACGCCGUGGGUGCGAACUGGUCCUUUGGCACUCAGGCAAUUGUCUGUGUUCUUGCGUUUGGGAUUAUUCCUGUAGUGCAAAGGUAUGGCAAACGGUGGAGGGAAAAGAGCUCUCUAAGUCCAGAUUUUAUCAUAGUUACCAAGGCCGAACAGCAGACAUGAGGGGUACGCAACUAGGAGCCAUUUUUCAGAAGCAAGUUCAAUAAUGCUAUGAUUUCUCUCUCUCCUCUCGUGUCGUUCCGGACCACCAACGCUCGACCUCUACUUAUUUCGCACCGAUACACAAAUGCUCUAUGACCCAGCCAGGCCCUCUACUCUCUUCGCUGAAGAUAGCGCCAAAUUUCCCUACACUUGGUAAAUACCAGCCAGCGAUAUUUGAAUAUUAAACCGACACACCAAGAGUCCAUUAUAUCCACCUUUCCACAGAAAAAAUGUCAGCCAUGUCAAGUCUUUAAAAAUACCAAGUAGGAACUCACCAGUUUCCCCUGAUCCACUGAAUCCUCUAUAGCUAGUAAGCCCGCUUUGAUAGCCUAGAUAUUUUUGAUUUCUUAGUGUGUCUAAUCACAGUCUGCCCUCCCGCACAGUAAUUCCGAUAUAGCCUAACCUAAUCCAAGUCAGUCCAAGUAAGUAGCAUCAUAAAAAAG